This is a messenger RNA of Hansenula anomala, 4340 nucleotides long. RefSeq names its product tRNA methylation protein TRM732 (gene TRM732). The record is from RefSeq and is a predicted model, not a curated record. Lineage: Eukaryota; Fungi; Ascomycota; Saccharomycetes; Phaffomycetales; Wickerhamomycetaceae. Bases 357 to 4340 code for a protein of 1327 amino acids. Gene Ontology annotation, cellular component: cytosol. Gene Ontology annotation, biological process: tRNA methylation. The transcript has a single exon.
GAAGUUUUCGCGAAAGUGUUGGCGCAGCAGGUUUUCUGCCUGGAGGAUCAACAGGUUUAGAAGGAGCCUCUGCCUGGAAGGUUUAGCCUACAUGAAAAUUUAGCUAGAAAAUUGGAAUUCAAAAGGGAAUCUAGGAGGUGAAAUGUCUCAGAAUAUUAGCGUAAAUAAGUUUCCACUUUCAAAACUUCGAUUGACAAACAAUUUGCUUCCAAUUCGAUCAUUUUAAUGGCUUUUAUCGGUUUACGGUGUGCGAUGCUCAAAAUGAACACAAUCCAUACAAAAAAAAAAUUUCUGAGAUCUAAUCGAAACUAGACAAGUGCUUCUUUCAAACAACAAGACGCUGGUGUGGGCUCAUAAUGGCUGGUGACAUGAUAUCGUUGGAAAAUCCACCAUGUGAAGGCGUUCAAGAGCUCACAAUAGAUGAGUUGACUUCACUUAGAAGAUUUUUCAUAGCUCAAAAGUCUGUUCAAGUUGAUCAUUAUGAUGACUUUUUAAUCAAGACAUUUCCGUUAUUGAUACGAUCUUUGAAAAGCGCUACAGGUGUUGGAAACUAUAGAAUUACAUGCACUGAUACAAUUGCAAUUUGGCUUCUCAGGGCAUCUCAACUGUGCUCAAAAUGUCCAAAAUUUGAGAAAACCAUUGGUGAUAUGAUAUUUGCAAACGAUGAUUCAACUUUUCUUUUCCGUUAUGUUGUUGAUUACUGUAAUGAAACUGGAGCUCCAUUAUCAAACUCACUGAGAGAUGUUUUCACAAAGCUUUUAACAUUGUUGAAGCGCUAUAAUCCUCAAGAGUUGUUCAGAAGUUGGGCGGAUGAAACCUUGGGAAUAUCACAUGGAAGAAGAGUUCAAUAUUAUUUGGUUGAGCUGCUAUGCAAAGAAAUUGAACAAAAUGACUACUUUAUAAUCAAGGACCCAAGUUUCGUUAGUGACACCAUCCAAUUAAUGUCAUCAAAUGCUCUGGCGAAUCCAAUAGGAAAAGCUGUAAGUGCAAUUUACAAGAAACUAUACACAGAUGAGGACCACGCAGAGGAAUGGGUUUCACUAUAUUGGUCGCCAAUAAAGCAGGGAAUUAAAAAUCCUGCACUUAGAAGAGGUAUCGAGCAAUAUAUUUUGCCAAAUCUUUUUAAAUUUUCUAAAACUGCUUUCAAGGUGUUUGUUAAUGACCUACAAGAUGAUAUUGAUUUAUUCAUCACCUGUUUAAACAUUGGCCAAACUCUGGCCAUCGAAGAGGAUCCUUUCCCAAAUCUAGUUUCUUUAGAUGUUGUCAAUAAACUUUUGGUUAAUGAUGCUUAUAAAAUAAAAAUAUUUCAAAUGUUGACAUAUUCACCAAAAGGUUCAAGACCUAUCAGUUCAGAAGUCUUUGAUAUUAUGAGAAACAAUUUGGAUGUUUAUUUCACUGACUGUGAAGUGGAAACUCGAAAUGAAUUUCAUAGUUUGUUCAAGCAAUUCAUCUUUAGAAUAAAAGAUUCAGCUUAUGCUCUCCAUAGGGAUGCAACCAAACUAGAAAAGAAAUCAAUGUUGAAGGAAGCUCAAUUGAAAUUUGAACAAGUUAAUAUUAUAAAAUCGUUUUUGAAAUGGUUAUUGUCUUUCAUAAAAGAGCAGAUAAAACCUGGAGCUCAGUAUCAGAGAGUAAGUACAGGGUUCAAAAUUUUACAGUUUUUAGCCGAUACAGGGUUGGAUUCCAAAAUAUCGGUGAAAUUAGACAUUUACUAUCCAUUCAAUAUUGAAAUGUUUGAUGAAUCAUUUAUUAGGUUGUUCUUUGAUAAUAUAUUGAGUACCUAUGAAGACACUAGAAUGAAUGCUGUCUCAUUACUUGUCCUUUCCAAAAUAACUUUAGAUGAGAAGCAUAAAUGCAUUUUGAUUGAAAAAGGGAUACAUAUGUUGGGUGAUUAUACAAAGUCGGAAGCAGGCGCAAUGAUUCUUGAAUGCUUAUAUCUUUUACAAAAUGAUGAUUUGAUAUUGAAAAAUUUGAUUUCGAAUAUUCCAUUAAACACAGAUAUCAAGCAAGCUGUUUACUCACCAGUCCACGGCUAUUUUGAAGCUAUGAGUUUGAUUUUAAAACGAAUGAACAAAUUUUCCGAUUGUGAACAAGUUAUACAGAUUGUGGAAAAGAAUUGGGAAACUGUGAGAGAAAUUUUAAGCCAUGACUCUCCUGAAGGCUGUGACCAAUAUGGUGUUGGUUCUGCUCAAUUAGUUCUGAGUUAUGCGUGGAGAGCAACAAAGGAGUCCACCAUAUUGCUACAGAGAUUAUUGGACUUUGAAUUAACCAAAUCUCAACUGCUCAGAGUUGGUGAAUUAGCGCUGGAUCAACUAUCAACUGUUCGUCAUAGAGGUGCAUUCUCUGCUGUUUAUCCUACAUUCAUCAAAGUUGCUUCAAUUUGUCAAAAAAUGGUGACUGACCAGUCCAAGAAAUGGCUAGAUUUUAAUAUUUCACUGAUUCAAACAAAGACUCAAUUGAUCACAAGAAGAUCAGGGGGAUUACCAUUUCUGAUAACUGCAAUUGUGACAGUGGAAAGAGACUUAUUAAGAUAUACCUUUGAUAGGCUAUUAGAGAUUGCAAGAGAACCAGUCGAUGAAAAAGCGGAAAGUGAGAAAAUGGAUAUAGCUCAAGUCCAUGCUUUCAAUUGCAUCAAAACACUUUUCAUUGAAUCUCAAUUAGCAACUUCAGUUGCUCCAUAUAUUUAUGAAGGUCUUGAACUAGCUCUGUCAACUUUUUCGUCCAAAAUUUGGUCUGUUAGAAAUUGUUCAAUAAUGUUAUUCACUGCUUUACAAAAUAGAUUAUUUGGGAGAAAGAAAAUGAGCGCAAGAGUGUUUUUUUCAAGGUUUAAAGGUAUUAGAGAAAUCUUGAUCAAAAUUUUGAAGAGUUCCAUUGCUGAAGGAAAUCUUGAAACUUUGUUCCCAGUGUUGACUAUACUAUCGAAACUAGAAGCAAAUCCAGGGUAUGAUGGUUUAGAUGAGUUUAAACCAUUGCUAAGAGUUUGUUUUGCUACCAAAUACUGGAAAAUUCGCGAAGCAGCUGCCCGUGCCAUGCCUGCAUUGAUAACAGAUCCAAAUCAAGAAGCUGUGUCACUAUUGGAGACAUGCAGUAUAAAGAACAAAAAUAAGAUGCAUGGUCAUUUACUAGCUAUCAAAUCCUUGAAUGUUUACUCUGAGGAACUAGUAAAACAAUUGUACCUAAGAUUUGAUGAAUUUUUUAUUCACAACAAAUGCUAUUCAACAAGUAUGAUUUACGUACAACUCUUAUCAGCUGCUUGCAAGGAGUUCCCAAAUGAGGAAAUUACUGAAAGAACACGAAUUUGGUUUUCGGAGAAUAAUAGCCAGUUUGAAAUCGACGGCUCCAGACAUUUAUUAAUGAAAGAAGUUUUCAAAUUUAUUUCAAGCAAUGAUGUUGAUUUGCUGAAUCAAGGUUUAAGGUCCCCAUUUUUUGAGGUUCAAUUGGAAGCCAUCGACUUUUGUGCCAAAUCAAAGGCUCAACUUCCAGCUCUUUCUGAAAUUGCUAACGAUGAUGACUGUUGGACUUAUGUUCGUUCAAAAGCUAUUCCAUUGGUUGAGGAUUAUUCUACGAACAAAAUAUUUGAAUUUGUUGAAAAACAAGAUGUGUAUGGUGAAGAUAUCAAAAGAUCAUCUUUGGAGUUACUAGGAAGUAUUGCAGCUAAAAGUCACAAUUGCCAGAUUUAUGAGUCUUGGUAUAAACUCGCUGUUAAAAAUGCAGAUGAUAACGAACCUUAUCAAAUUAGGUUGUCAGCAUUGAAAUCUGUUCUUAGAUUUUUAAAUGAACGUAAAACUUCAGAUGUCUUAUGGUUACUCUACAACUUUUUAUCAGAUGAUGACGAUGAAAUUAGAGAGUUAGCUUCAACGCAUUUUGGUGGAAACUCGGUUUCUUGGUAUGAUGGAGAUCAAUUUUCUCAAAAUUUUGGAAAAGAUGAACUUUCAGCACAUGUGGUUUUACAUCAGGCUUUAAAAUUUAACCCAUCUUUUAGUCCAACAAGUGGAAAUGAUAAAGUGUUGUUCAAUGUUGAAAAAGCCAAUUUUUAUAGAAACAAGUCUGAGCUUCACACACAAUUAGCGAGAAUGGUUCAAAACAGCAUAGAAUAUUUAGCAGAUCAUGAUACCAAAUUACUCAAAUCUCACUUUUCUGAAAUGAGUGAUAAAUUGGUAAAAUUUAUGAAGGAAAAAGGUUAUGAUGGCAUUUUGGGAUGGUCCACAGAAGAAGAGGUAUUUGAAGAUAUUUACGGUGUGAUUUCAUACUUGAAGGCCCUUAAUAUGGAUACUUCAAAUAUUUUACUUACUGCUAAGCAAGUCCAACUACAUGACUAUUUAAUAAAAUUAUUGUCAAACUAG